AUAUAUAUAAACACAGAACAUCAGAACUGCACAGUCGUACUGCCACCUGCUGAGGUUCUCCCCUCGGUUCCCCCCGAAACAAACACUACUCUUGUUUCACCUCCAUCAAGCUCCUCAAGGCCAACAUCAAGCAGUUUAGCAUCAGCCAGUGUCACACAUUCAUGGACUGAAAAUUUCCAAGUUCCCUGGAGCUUAAUGCCAGACGGUAUAAAGAGUGCUGUUGAGAAUGGACAGAGACCUUCUCCUUCUGAUCGAAGACAAAUGAUUAGAAUCCUUGCUGAUGAAAUGAGAAAACAUGACAAAAACCCCACCAGAUCACAGUGUCUUACUGUUAGUCGCAAAAUAGUGAGCCAGUAUCCAAAGUCUUUUGCUGACAUGUUGGGUGACAAGCAGGUUGGGGGUGGAUAUGAAUCUGUUCUUUCACAGCUGAAAGUACGCAUCGAGCACCUGAAUCGAACAAAUACACUAAGUCAUCAUAGGAUCCAAAGAAGUGACACCGGAACUACUAGAAAACGAAGUUCCACUGACUCGUAUGGUUGUACAAGAUGGCAGCCGGAUCUUCCACCUAGGGAAACUUAUGACAGUCUUGAAGUGAAACGUCAGAAGAUGGAGGAGAUGCAUCUUCAUGAAGGAAUCUCUGGAGCAGAGAGAGGAGACGUUUGCAAGCUCAUGGAGGAAACCUAUUGGCUUCAGCGUCACAUGAUCAAUGCAACCCCAUCCCCUACAAUUGCAGAUAUCAAAACUAAAUGGCCAUAUCUUUUCACACAGAGGCAUAUAUAUGGACAUUUUGAACAGCUUACUGACAAAAAAGUGCUCAGAUGUUUGGAAUUGUCUAUUCAGGAGUGUGGACAAAUCAUAAUUGAAUUUUUCAAAAGCAAACCAACCAAUGAUGACAUUCGAAGCAUUCUCUCCAGAGGUGAAAAUGAUGUGGAUGCCAUGGUCAUACAACUACUCCUUGCACACUUCAAAGAGAAGUUAGAUGGUGUUUUCCUUCAAGCAGAUGUAAGUAGAGAUUAUUCAACCAAUCUAAUUUAUCUAUAAUCUCUUUUAUGGAUUGGUCUGUUGAUCUUUUUUUUAAAAUUUGUUUCAGGAAUUUGCAACUCCAUCUGAUGUCCAGCAUUCUCUUAAUUUGCCAGAGAGUCCACGCCUUAUAUUUCUUGGUAUGUUAACAUUAAAGUCGUUUAACCUUAUAAAGUGAAGAGCAAGUCAUCAUUUACUUGCCCCACUGCAAAAAAAUGUUUUAAUUAACUUCUAUUUAUUUAUUUUUUUGUUCCCAAGUGUCUUUUCAUUUUUUUCUUUUUUGCAUGAAGAAUUUACUAGACAAGUAAAAAAAAAUAUU
Carassius gibelio (silver crucian carp) is the source of this 1339-nucleotide messenger RNA. RefSeq lists its product as uncharacterized. NCBI's taxonomy places the organism in Eukaryota, Metazoa, Chordata, Actinopteri, Cypriniformes, Cyprinidae. The annotation marks the transcript as partial. The transcript has a single exon. The record is from RefSeq and is a predicted model, not a curated record.